Molecule: messenger RNA, 1206 nt
Organism: Galeopterus variegatus (Sunda flying lemur)
Lineage: Eukaryota; Metazoa; Chordata; Mammalia; Dermoptera; Cynocephalidae
Product: chromosome unknown open reading frame, human C16orf82
Source: RefSeq, a predicted model, not a curated record
AUGAGCCUGCUCUUCCUCUCAUCGCCCAUCCAACCCCUGCAAAUCAUGAAGCUGUCUCUAAAAUAUAUCCAGACUCCUACCACUUCCUCAUCUCGACACAGCUGCUCCCUGAUCCAAGCUGUCCCAUCACGGCCAGGAUCAUUGCGCUCGCCCACCACCAAGGGCGCCCUGUCUGUCUCUCCCCUGCCAGUCUUAGCCAGGCCACUGAGGUCACAGGAGCCAGGACAUCAUUGUUCUCCUCCUGGCCCCACCCCCCACCCCUGCCUCACAGGCCCCAUCACCGUGGGAACCGAGCCAGCCAAUCAGAACACUCAGUCUCCAAAGAGCAACCUUAUAAAUUGAGUCACCUCUCCCUGGACAGGCCACAACCAACAUCCAGAGGCCUCCCAGGUCCUCCUCCUGGACACAUCAAUUCAGCUGUCCUCCAUUUUCCUUGAGGGAGAAAAAGGGGAGUCUUCUGCCUGCAAUGCUCAGGGGCAAGCGCCAAGCCCACAGUCACUGGAUCUAGAGUGCCAAUCACACACACAGCCACACCAUGCAGGCGCCACUCAGGAGCCCGUGAAAGUGUCCUGUAGUAACCAGGGGAGCACCCGGAGCAGCGAGAGCCAUGUGCAGAGCCAUUCACAGCCUGAGCUGGAGGAAAGCAGUAACACCAGCCUGCUGAGCAGUGGGUACGCAGGGGACGAAGACAGCAGCCAGCUCAGCUUGGUGGGCAGCAGGCGCGUCUCGAGGUUGAACAGAAGGCCCAACACCCAGGGCGGCAGGACCCAGACUCGACUGCGGUGCACCGCCCCAUCUCCAAGCCACCUAAAGCGCCGGCCGGCCAGCCAAGCCCACAGUGCCAAGCAGACUGGAGGGGAAAACCCGGGCAGCAGCAUGCUGACCUUCCAGGUGAGCAGCGGGCUGCUCACUCCCACAGGCAGCCUUCCCUCCAGCCAGCACAGCAGCUGCCAGAGCAUCCGGGUGGACGGCAACAUGCCAGGUGCACUGAGCAGCAGCACCAAUCUUCAGGAGGACAAGACUGGGGGCAACGUGAAAAACAGCAACCAACUCGCCGAGGGUGAGCAGCCUGCCCCGAACGGUAGGAACUUCAGUACUGUGAACCUCAGUGAUGAGCCCUUCGUAACGUGCUCCAGCCAAGGCAAAACCACCUGUGGUGAGAGCAAUGAUGGUGGGACCACCUGCACCAGAACUCGUCAGCGGUGA